Racocetra persica is the source of this 246-nucleotide messenger RNA. The record is from the annotation of a GenBank genome assembly. Lineage: Eukaryota; Fungi; Glomeromycota; Glomeromycetes; Diversisporales; Gigasporaceae.
AUGUUGGCAAAACUAUGGGAUUUGGGAUUUGGGAUUUGGGAUUGGGACUGGGAUUUGGGAUUUGGGAUUGGGACUGGGAUUUGGGAUUGGGACUGGGAUUUGGGAUUUGGGAUUGGGAUUUGGGAUUGGGACUGGGAUUUGGGAUUUGGGAUUGGGACUGGGAUUUGGGAUUGGGACUGGGAUUUGGGAUUUGGGAUUGGGACUGGGAUUUGGGAUUUGGGAUUGGGAUUGGGAUUUGGGAUUGGG